UCGUGGUCAAGAGAAAAACUGUGUCAGUGUAAACAGUUGCGUGGACGCAGAUUAUGUUUGUUACGCUCUAGGUUCAAGGGGAGCCAGCCAGAUUGCCGACGCGUUUCACUAUUUAUAGUGCCUCGCGUCUAUUUAGCAGUUUGCUCUCAGUGCAGAAAUGGCCGGAGUAGCGGAACGAGCAGAGUCCCACGCUCAUGCAAAGUGUUCGUAAAAUCUACGCGAUCUCAAUACCAUUAUCAAGCGCGGGUGAAUAAUAUACGAAUAAUAACCAACAUAAAGUUGUCAGACUGAAGACUGAAGAUGCAUCAGAUUAUCGUCAAACACGCGAAUUAUGCAAUCCUUGUAACAUUACCUCGUUACCUUUCGUUACAGUGAGUUCAGUUAACAGUACGGCGCACACAAGCUACCAGCAGCAAGUGUCAGUUAUUAAAUAAAUUAUGAUAAUAUUAAGAAAAACGUGAUUGUGUACGUGGGAAAACAAAAUUGACAUUGGUGCUAUUUUAAAGUGAAUGCCAAAGAAUGGCUGGAAACAUGCCAAACUGUGUCGUUCAGUGUAAACAAACAGUUGAAUAUUAAGUGAUGUAAUUUUUACAUAUCUCUGAUUUAAUUUCGGUAUCACACAAAUGUCUAUCAUAAAAAAUAAAGAAAAAUUUGCAAAAUGGCGGAAAAAGAGGACUCGAGUGAUAGUGAUGGCCCAUUAAUAGAUGAUAACGUGAUACGUAUCCAACUAAGGAAACCCAGCCAAAAGAAAUGGGAACUACGAACGCGAAAUCUUUCUCCUAGUAUAAGAUUCCCUACUAUUCAACUAUUCGAUUCUGAAGGCAAUCUGUUAGUCGAAACUAAUGAUGAAAACAUAUCUAUUAAAAGCCAUGAUUCCAAUGAACCGAAUUUAAAAGCAAGUCAGUCAUUAAACGAGAAAGAUUAUAAACAAGUCAUUAACAAGAAAAUUGUAAAAAAACAUAAUUCAAUAUCGGGUGAUAGAAUAUAUACACGUGUAUUUAAUAAUCCUGUUGUAAUAAAUAAAAAUUGUGAAGUAACAAAACCAAGCGUUACAGUUAAAGACUGUAGCAGUAUAACACACAUUCCAAGUAAACUUACGAUAAACAACUUUACAAAUUUGCAAGCAAAUAGCCUGGAUACCACGCCUUUCCAUUCGGAGGGCCCCAGUGAAGUAAGUAGCUAUAAAAGUUCCGACAAUGAAACUUACGAGGAUUUUACCUCUAAUGAUAAAUUAUCCAACUGUAAAAGCAUGCCACUGGAGAAUGGUAUUGAUUCAGCACCGAUUUCGCAAAAUACGUCUACGAUAUCAUUAGAUGAAGCUAGUGAAUUUAAUAAUGAGGAUAGUAAUAAAGACGAAAAUAAACUUCAAACUUCAAAAUCUCUAAAUGAUGCAACACUAUUUCAACAUUCAAAAGAACAUCAAUAUAACACAUUACCGCGAUCAAAAUCUAACGUUAUUUACAAGCUUCCUCCAAAUAAAGUUUCCUUUCUCAAUACUUAUCUAAGAAGCUUACCUGCCCGACCAAGUUCUAAUCCGGAUUGGCUUACCUCACACCUACGCCAAACAACUGCUUCGCCCCAAAAUCCUUGCGAACAAACGAAACUAAGAGUACCGCCAAUGUUUUACUCAGAAAAUUCUCGGGGGAAUGGUAUAAGAGAUGAUAAUUCUACAACCGACAAUGACUUUAUUAAUAUUUCGACGGAUGUGGCUGCAGAUUGUGAAAUGAGAAAACGUUUAAAAAUGUAUAGGCGAGGUAUAUCGGAAAUUGAGCACUGGUACGGAAACGAAACCGUAUAUACCAGGAAACGACGGCACUCAGUGAGUGGUGCUGUGCGAAUUAAACGCACUUCUUCCUCAGAAAGUGUGGAUGAGGCCGACGUAGUACUUAGCCGUUUGAAGAGGAGGAUACUUAAGAACAAGUUAAGAGAGAAACGGCGAUGUGGCAGCCGCAAAUCUUUUUCCGAUCAGAACGCGUGCAAGACAAGCGACAGCGACACCCAAGAAGAUUGGCGCGAUGCGGGCGGCGGGGCCCUCUUGAGGUCCCGCCUCGCUAUGGGCUCAAACAUCAGCCAGCAUUCCGCAAAGGGCCUCAAGGGCCGGCGAGCGCGCUCUAGCGGCGACCUUUGCAAUGGCGAGGCGAAGAGUCAAACCGAGUCGUCGGUCUGCGGCUCCGUUGUCGGGGAGUCUUUGGGCUGGAAUCGCUCUCUGCCCAACCAUUUAGAUGGAAACCGACAUUUAGCGGAGUACAGCCGCGUGAACAAUAACUAUGCGGAGUUUGGAACGUACAAUCGGUGCCAUACGAAGAGCGGGCGCGGUUUGCGGUAUCGCGUGACUAAAUCUGGAUCUAACGCGGAGCCGGUAUGGAAGCUCCAAGAUCCAGGUUUCGACCAGGGCUAUGGGUCGGAACGGUCGCCAGAAGAAGACUUCGUACCUCCCAUCGUACCAGCAAUAUCUCUGGAGCAGUAUGAAGCUGAACUGCGGUCUGUCUAUACGUUCAUUACUGAUGAAAACACCUUCACUGUCGUGGUGGAAAAAGAUGGACGCGGCCUGGGAAUGUCAGUUUGCGGAGGAGGCGGGCUCGUGAGAAUACGAAGGUUAUACCCUCCUCAACCAGCUUGGCGGACGGGCAGACUUGCACCUAAAGACUUGCUUCUGUCUGCCAAUGGAGUGCCUUUAGCUGGACUUAGCACUUAUGAGGCUCUAGAAGUACUACGCACAGCGUCAGCGCGAGUGGAACUUCGCGUCUGUCGACCUCCAAGCGAUGUUCUUGAGAGUAUCACCCCUCCAGAUCCCCCAACACCACCGGUUCGGACGCCGCACCCACCACAUUUACCGCUCGACCCGCUCAACUGUCAUCCCUUACACGCGAGACUGUCACAAACAACAAGCAGCGCAACAACGUCUUCGUCAGAGGGCCGAGGCAGACGUGAAGCCAGCCCCGAAGAUAGGAGAGGCCACGAUCUACACCUACCGGAUCUGGACAGGCCCUUGCCAGUUUACGACAUACAAUAUGGAGAGUUUGACAUAGUGAUGUCAAAAGUGAACGGGUCCCUCGGGUUCACACUGCGCAAGGAAGACCAUAGCGCUUUAGGACACUAUGUACGCGCCCUAGUGAGGGAACCAGCGCUAAGUGACGGCAGAAUACAGCCGGGAGAUAGGAUUGUUGCCGUAAACGAUACACCCAUGUCGAACAUGUCGCAUGCAGAAGCGGUCGCAUUUUUGCGUUCUUGCGGCUCCGAGGUGCGUUUGCGACUGUACCGCGAUCACGCAGCGACACCCCUGUCUCCAAUGUCACCAAAAGAAGAAGGGCCUACAGAUUCUGAUGGGCCGAUUAAUAAGCCCAAACCACCACUGAGAGCUGAAGCAGUAUCGAUGCUAUGUGAUCUCGCAGCGCGUCGUCUCACACCCGAUGCUGGGGAUGGUUCAAGAUCCCCUUGCUUGUCACCGCGUAAACAUAGAAAGCUUACUAAGGACAACAACCACUAUGAACAACCUAACGAUUUGCCAAGUUGCAACGUUACGCUAGAAUCACAACAUUCAAAACGUACUGAGACCUUCAAACGUUCCCAAACCAUCGAAUGCUCGUCCGAUAUGUCCGGAAAGGAGCGUUCCGGGACUAUAGACCGUCGGUCAACAAUGGCACGGUCAGCAUCCAUCGGAUCGACGACUAUAGAACCUCCAGCUGUAGAGUUUAUUUACAAAGAAUGUCCAGAAUGUCCCGCCGUUGAAGAAGCGAAGCGGCAUCGCGCUGUAGUAAUUAUCAGUCCUACGGCUCCACCUACUUGUAGAAAGCAAAAACUAAGCUUGACAGUGCCUCCCCACGGUUACGAGCUAAAUAACUUAGACAAUGACACACUCGAUGCCCCAAAUGUGUACCAGGAGGACAUAACUUUACAGCGAUUUAGCGAACCAGCCUUCCCGGUGGAUUCCGACGAGCCAGUAUCGAUGCCCGCAGAAUUGUCAAGUGACGAACGAUUUAAACACUCAAACCCAACGUAUUUAAGUGCUGUGAUGCAUACUACGACCAGUGAAAGUACAUCAGAUGCUCACAAAGACGACGGGAACGGUUUAAAGAAGUGGAAAGGUGUUGCAUUGUCGCCAGAUAACGAGCGCAAAGUAAAACCUUUUCCGGCCGAAGUUCUACCAGAGCCUGCAGAAAUCGAUACCACCCAAAAGGAGAACAUCAAACCUGAAUCACCGGUAGAAGCAUUUAGCACAGAACCUACGAUAGUGACCGUGGAGUUGAACCGUGGCUGGAACAGUCGGCUGGGGUUCAGCGUCCAGAGCCAUCCGGAUUCGGGCCAGAGCUACAUCUCUGCUGUGUACAACGAUAGCGUCGCCGCAAGAGACGGCAGACUGAGGCGUGGGGACGUCAUACUACAAGUAAACGACGAAAACGUGACAUCAAUGAAGACCCCCGAAGUGAUAGAUCUGUUGCGGAUACUGCGUGGAUCAAUUUGCAUCACGGUACUGCGGCCACCUAACUUGCAAUGAAACCGUUUACCAAAUCACUAGUGUACCUAUAUACAAAUUAGACUUCUUAUCGGAGCCACGUACUCACUCGCACUGUAGAAUCUCACCAAAUGUAAGGGAUGCGAGAAGUUUUACUGAGCGGUUGUAAGUUUGCGUAAAAAACUGAAGUGUAAAUGUGAUGAUGAUAUCGCAACUGGAUUUUACGGUUUUCCGAUAUUUUAUUUUUAACGGAGCUAGGCACUUUAUUGUUUGUUUACUAAUCCUAAAAAGGUUUUGCUAUUUAUGGCGGAUUUUAGUCGCUAGUAUAUGCCACUUUUCCCUGGUGGCAGACGGUUUGUGGCAGGCUCAGAGAAUGUUUGUGUACAGAUUUUAGUCCCGAGCAUAUGCUAUUAUUUCAUGCUGGCCAGCACUUCUAUUCAGAUUUGAGUCGCAGGCAUUUGCUACGCUACCUGAUGACAGGUAGCCUGGUACACCGAUACAAGAAGCCAUACAAUACAGUUUAUAUUUGAUCAGUCCAUCGCAUGUAUGACCUUUGGCGCAUUCCAUCAUUGUCAGAGUAUUUCUCUCGCCGUUAGACGUACCCAAAUAAUUUCAUUAUUUUACGUUGUGCUAAUGCAAUAACGUGCCUAACCGAUCCAAUGUCAAUCAAUUUGAUAAUCCACUUGCGAAGUGAACAUGUUAUAAAAUCUCUCUUAUUUACUAUAAAUAAUAAUAGAAUUUUAGAUAUUAUACAGACGUCAGUAUUAAACGCACAAGUGCUUAAAAUACGACGAUUUCACACCUAUUUACCAUUAUUGAAUUACGUGAUUUUGUUUAUGUAAAUAAAUAAUCUGUGUCAGUAGGUAGUAUGGCUUAAUGUGCUCAAUUUAAAAUGUUAACAGUCACUAUUAUAUUAAUACUAUAGUCCAUCUAUUGUACUUCCAUGGACAGACUAGUAGUCUCAAGAAGGGGCCUUUAAGAAGUAGAGAAAAUUAUUUACUAAGACUCAGUUUUCAUGUAUUAACUUGCGGUUUGUUUUAGCGACAGUUUUAUUAUAUUGAUAAUAUAUUAAAAAAUUUAAUCGUAAUGAAUAUUAUGAAGGUAAGUAUUAAGUAAUUCAAAUAGUAAAAUAAUAAAAGUAAAUGAAAUUAUAAAUUCUAAGUGAAAUAUAUAAUUAUCUAUAUGAGUUCAUUGUACAUAGGUACAAUUAAUUGCUAAUUGAUUGCGUUAGAGUGACUGAAUAAAUGCUUCAGAUAAUGUAUUUAAUAAUAAUUGAUCGUAGAUGCCGCUGCUCAGAAAUUCAUAACGAAACUGGGAGGUCUGAAACUAGUGUCAUCUUCUACAGUUUCCCUUUUUUUUAUAAUAAUAACAGAAGUAUAAGAUCUUACAGAAGUUAAGGAUUAUUUAAAAAUCGAAUGAGUACUACUCGACAAAAUAAUAUUAUCUUAAACCUCUUAAUGUUCCAAUGCUGAGCACGGUUCUCGUCUUUUCAGAUAUACGAGAAAUGUUUAAAGCUCCCUCCAUAUUGCUCCAAUGCAUGUUAUAUAAUUUGUGAAUGAAUGGAAACUGUUUCAGUUCCUAAAAUAAAAGAAUGAGUCCACAUUUAAAUUUUAUAGUAGUAACAUGAUGUAUGUUCUAUGGAAUUGAUCUCUGAUGAUAUCACGUAAAGUGAUAAAGUAUUAUAGGUAUAGAAUGCGCUUUUUUUUUAAAUUAAACCCUUGCCCUUAGACCCGAUAUAUAUUUCGGGGUUGAACUAAAGUGUCGCUAUUAAAAAUAUUAAACGACGAUAAGUAUUAAAUAAUAUAGUUCAAUCUUCUUCUUGCCCAUAUCGCUAUACUAAGUCGACAAUCAUGUCUACUCCAUUUAACCUGAAGACUUGUGGAUUUGGCAUUUUUUUAAGAAUGGCCUGAAGUCAACGCUCUUUGGGAAUGUUUUUGUAAAUUGAAUAAUUGUCACCUAUAGGUUUAAAGGGUGAAGUUGUAAUCGCAAAAGAUAAGGUAGUGUUCGGUUAAAUACUUUCAACCACCUUGAUAUUUUUAUACCUUAACGACGUCCACGGGAACUCAAACCAGGAUUGCACGCAAAAACAUCUAUAAAUAAUAGUAGUUUCUUAGUCAAAUAAAUAGGAUAUAAUAUAUGCAUAAAUUUUACAAAAGUUUACAAAUAUAUAUACUUAAGAGUACAUGCGCUCUUUUCGGCUCAAACGCAACUUACGACCAAUAUGCCUGUUUUCACUAACAACAAACAAGGAAAUGCCUAAAUAAGUAACGCCUAAUCUAGGGAAAUCCCGAGGCGUAGGUUCGUCGACCGUUCAUCAAUAGUUAUCACCUAAGAGUUCGUGAAAUGUUUUUUGCAUUCGAUUUCAGUGAAAACUGCCAUAACUCUCGGAAGAAAGUAUCAUUAUGCACUUCACCUGACCAACCUUCAGCAACUAAAAAAACAAAUUAAGUAUUUCCUCUCUUAUGAAUAGUACUUAUAUAUAUUUAAAGAAGAUAAAAUGAAAAUAUUUCUGUUUACUAUGUAAAUAUCGUUAUUCUUCACCUGUAGUAGAAAUAUGUAUUAUAGCAUUCCAUGAGUAACCUUUGUAAAUAUAAUGUUUUUUUAAAGCCAAGCUCUAUUUUUCUCAUUUAGGUGCUUCAACGUACGUUUGCUGUAAUAUAUUGUAAUAAAAUAUGUAUUUUUUAACAUUACUCAUUUGGAUUAAAGAUUGGUGUAUCUAUAGGAAUUUUAGGUACUCGUGGAUAUCUUGUUAUGCUCCAAGCUCGAAAGUUAACUUAUUCUAAAUUAUAUAAAUGAACCAACAUAAAAAAAUAAAUAUUUAAAAAAUAAAAUCUUCGCAAACGUCUAGAAUUUGCACAUUGGAUCUUUUAAUUUGCUGUUAAAUCGAUAUCCACUACGUAGUGUUUAUUAAAUUAUAUUAAAGUCAAAUUUUACUUAAAAUUAAUAAAGCUAGGUAAGUUUUACACACAGUCAAAACAAUAUAAAUGUAACGGAAUUAUAUAUCUACUCUAAUGUAGUGAAUAAUCGGAACUUUAAUUCUAACGUAGUGGAUUAGAAUACAAUGAACUGUUUUAUUUAAAAUAAAGAACGAUAAAAUAUGUGCACAGUUUAUAAAAAGUUAUAGAAUUAGCUUUUAAUAAAGUUUCACGGCUGCCUGUACUAUCCAACAUAAUUAUAAUUGAUUAGUUUAAUGUUGUCAGAAAUUCAAACUACCAUAAUACGGGAAAAAUUAAUGAACUUCAUAAUGGUGAAUUUCGAAACAUAAUUUUAUUUUAACAAAAAAUAUGAUUAUCGUAACGCCAAAUGCCCUGCGUGUGAAAAGUACCGAUCUUAGGAUAAAGUUCAAGUUAUAAUUCUAAGUAAAUCUAUAGGUACUGAUUAUAUCUAGUCAAAUCUAAAUUGUAAUUAAAUUAUAGCGAUUAGCCUUUCAAGAGAAUGGUUAGUAUAUAGGGAAUGCAGAUUAUAUAUUAUUAUCUUAAAUUAUCGUUGUAAAGUAUCGAAAAAUCUAUCUCUAUAAAUAAUUGCAUUCACUUCUUAUAUUAUAAUGUUAUCGUAUGAAAAGAUUUUAUCGACAAAUCGACUCAACUAUUUUAAUAUAACUAAACUUAGAUUAUUUUAUUAGAUAAAUUGCGUAGUUAAAUAAUGAUAAAAUAUUAUUAUAGAUAAAGUAACCAGAACGAAAUGGAAACAACUGAUAUUCUAAAUAAUUGUGAUGGAUUUGUGUUAGUAGGUGUUACUUUUAUAAGUAAACUUAAAUAUUGUAAUAAUCGAAAUACCUAUUGAAAUAAAACAACUCAGGUGGGAUUGCUAAUUGGGGAUAUCACAUAUACCACUGUUUUAUGUGUUUUUUCAUAUUAUUGAAAAGCAAAGUCUAUAUUGAACGCUUAACUUAACUCUAUAUUGAAUACUGAUAUCUAUAGUUCAAAUGUAAAUUGCUGUUGUGUCACCAAUUAGUAUUUUUACCUGAGUUAUUAACUAUAAUGUAACAUAAGUGCAAAUAUUGUAUUGGAACCAGGCCUUACAUGUCGGUGUUGUCAACUGAGCGAAUAUAAUAAACUUUACCAAGCAAAGUAAUAUAAAAUAUGACUUUGUCCGAAUUCCUGUCUUAUUACUAACAUUGUAGAUUCACGAUAUUUUUUUAAUUUUUCAUAAAUUAAUAAAAACUGUACAGAAUUAAAUAUUUUUCCAGAUAUCAAAAUGAUAAGUUAAUAGCUCAAAUAGUUUUUUUAGCUUUUUAGUAAUUUUUUGUUCUUAUAAAGUUUAUUAUAUUACGCUUAUUAUUGUCUUGUUUGUGUCUUUAUUUACUUUUGCAGUUCUUAGACCCUUAUUUUUUGCAUUUCAAACUGAUGUGUGUUAAAGUGAUACCAUUAAACGAAAAAAAACGUAUUAUUUCACAACAAUAAACUCGAUCGCUCGCCACUUUGUCUGCCUAUACACAAAUAUUUUGAAAACAUGAACUGUAGGACUGUCUAUUAUUUUUUUUUGUCAAGAAUACAGUCAU
This is a messenger RNA of Pararge aegeria (speckled wood butterfly), 8954 nucleotides long. RefSeq lists its product as uncharacterized. The coding region runs from base 659 to 4495 and encodes 1278 amino acids. Gene Ontology annotation, molecular function: protein binding. Lineage: Eukaryota; Metazoa; Arthropoda; Insecta; Lepidoptera; Nymphalidae. The transcript is spliced from 14 exons. The record is from RefSeq and is a predicted model, not a curated record.